Messenger RNA from Eucalyptus grandis, 1470 nucleotides. Its product is annotated as chitinase-like protein 1. Gene Ontology annotation, molecular function: chitinase activity. The coding region runs from base 235 to 1206 and encodes 323 amino acids. NCBI's taxonomy places the organism in Eukaryota, Viridiplantae, Streptophyta, Magnoliopsida, Myrtales, Myrtaceae. The record is from RefSeq and is a predicted model, not a curated record. Gene Ontology annotation, biological process: chitin catabolic process; cell wall macromolecule catabolic process; carbohydrate metabolic process. The transcript has 4 exons.
UGCCGCGACCAACUGGUUCACAGCAUCCGACAGUGACCCCCGAUCUAACUCUCUCUUUCACUCGCGUCCCCUUCUCUCUCCUCCUCUCCCGGGUCACCUCCAUUUCUUUCCUUCCUUUUUCUCCUCUUAGAUACCCGCAAAUCAGCAGCCACCGACGACCCAGAAUCAAGAAAGACAGCGCACGCCCACCUUCCCGCUCCGUCUCUCCGAUCUGGGACUGAUCCGGUUCUCAAGAUGGAGGAGAUGAGAAGAGCGAUCUGGGUAAUUCUCGCGACGGCGGUGUUGGCGAGCAGCGUGAUGGUGGGGGUUCGUGGGGACGACACCAAGACUUUGGUCAAGAAGGUGAAGGGGCAGAAGGUGUGUAUGAAGACGGGAUGGGAGUGUAACACUUGGUCCAAGUACUGCUGUAACGAGACGAUCAGCGACAUCUUCCAGACGUACCAGUUCGAGAACCUCUUCUCGAAGCGGAACUCGCCUGUGGCCCACGCCGUCGGCUUCUGGGACUACCAGUCCUUCAUCCUUUCCGCUGCCCUCUACGAGCCCCUUGGCUUUGGCACCACCGGCAACACGACCAUGCAGAUGAUGGAGGUCGCUGCCUUCCUCGGCCAUGUCGGAGCUAAGACUUCUUGUGGCUAUGGAGUAGCAACUGGAGGACCUCUAGCAUGGGGUCUUUGCUACAACAGAGAAAUGAGCCCUAGCCAGUCAUACUGUGAUGACUACUACAAACUCACCUUUCCUUGUGCUCCUGGAGCUGAAUACUAUGGCCGUGGUGCCCUGCCCAUCUAUUGGAACUACAAUUAUGGUUACAUUGGCGAAGCUUUGAAGGAGGACCUGUUGAACCAUCCAGAAUACAUUGAGCAGAAUGCGACCCUCGCCUUCAUGGCUGCGAUGCAUAAAUGGAUGACGCCGGUCAAGAAAUCACAGCCUUCGCCUCAUGACGUCUUCGUUGGUAACUGGAAGCCCACCAAGAAUGACACUUUGGCCAAGCGUGUCCCUGGCUUCGGCACCACAAUGAACAUCCUUUACGGAGACCAAGUGUGUGGAAAGGGCGAUAUUGAUGACAUGAACGUCAUCGUCUCCCACUAUUUGUAUUACCUUGACCUGAUGGGUGUUGGCCGAGAGGAGGCUGGACCCAAUGAAAUCCUUUCUUGCGCAGAACAGGUCGCUUUCAACCCUAUUACUUCCUCCCCCUCUUCCUCUUCUUGAGCCUCUGAGUAUCUUGCCAGAUGUUCAACCGGUGAAGUCAAACUCAAGAAAUUGUGUAUGUGUUUUGCAUCCAGUUAAUAUCACUAAGAAGCCCUGUGAAUUGGCCCACUGCCAUUAUUUGUUCUUUCCAUUUAUGUCCAGGUUCGGUUUGUUUGUGGAAUAAUCAUAAUGUUUUGCAGUAUAAUUUGUAAUUUUUAUCAUCCAUUUGUUCUGUUGUACUCGCAAACGUGAGAUGUCGUGUUGUAUUACUAUGAGGGGUGUCUC